AUGAACCUGAAAUGCUCCAGUCACCUUGUCGCUAGUCCUUUUGCCAAGAAUAUUGCCUUACCUCGCCGGCCACGCUGCCAUUGCAUGGUGGAGGCGCACUCAGAGGAGUUGCUUUUCACCCCCCGUCUAAGCAGGCUCUAG
This is a messenger RNA of Colletotrichum paranaense, 141 nucleotides long. RefSeq lists its product as uncharacterized. The coding region runs from base 1 to 141 and encodes 46 amino acids. The record is from RefSeq and is a predicted model, not a curated record. Lineage: Eukaryota; Fungi; Ascomycota; Sordariomycetes; Glomerellales; Glomerellaceae. The transcript has a single exon.